AAAGUGAUUACACAUUCUGCUAAUAGAAACAAGUUCGCGAUAGAGUGCGAAAUUGAAGCUUUCCACGCUACGUUCAUGCGUACAUCGUGGUCGAUACGACGGGAAUUUGUAGUUUGUCAUACUUGUCAUCAUUCGAUGCACCGGGAGCUAAUCUGUCAAACAAGUACGAACCGUUGUUGAAGCGUGUCGGUGUAUUAUUAAGGCCCACCGUCGUGUUACGACAUGGGUGAUUACAACAAGGAGGGCGAACGGCAGCCGCUGCUAAAGAACGACACUACGUCUGGAUACAGCUCGCACGUUAGCGAUGUGAUCGAUGAACCUCAUUCCACAGUCAAUACUGUUUCACCAAUCGGGCCGGAUGAGCUGCCACCGCCGUACCAAUCCGCCACCCAGGGUGGCAUGCCCAUGGUCACUUGCAGAGUUUGUCAGGCAAUGAUAGACAUUUCCGGCAAGAGGGAUCAACAUGUCGUCAAGUGCUGUCAGUGCAAUGAAGCUACUCCCAUAAGAAAUGCUCCACCUGGAAAGAAGUAUGUACGAUGUCCUUGCAAUUGUCUGCUCAUAUGUAAGAGUUCUUCACAACGUAUUGCCUGUCCAAGGCCAAAUUGUAAACGUAUAAUUAAUCUGGCUCCCAGUCCUAUCACACCACCAGUUCUAUCUAUGCCUGGCAUGUGCAGAGUAGGCUGUGCCCAUUGUCAUGAUACAUUCUUAUUUAAUACAUUAAACAAUGCUCUGGCUCGAUGUCCACAUUGUCGUAAGAUAUCUUCUGUCGGUCCUGAUUUUGCCAGAGGACGAGGGAUUGUAUUCAUUGUUGUUGGAAUUAUAGCUUUAAUAAUUGCUAUAGCUGUAACGGUUGGGACAUACAAAUACGUAAAAACAAGCGGUGGAAUUUAUGUGGCUUACGUUGGUGCAUUUUUAUUGGCCUUCUUGUGUUUGGGACGCAGCAUUUAUUACUGCACAAUGAAGAUCAGUUUGAUAGAAGGCCCGAUGUAGUCUCCCAAACCAUGAUGAACAACCAAUGAUUUUAAAACCGAUCCCACUAAGAUAAAUGUCAUAUAAUAUUUAGAUCAAAUGUUUAUAGCAAUAUGACAUUUCAAGUCUUUUUAAGACAAAAAUGAUAGAUCAUAUAUAUAUAUAUAUAUAUAUGUGUGUAUACACAUGGCCAUAUGUGCGUAUGCAGACCUGUAUUGUUUAUGAUAAUAAUGCAUGUAUACAUUCUUAUAUAAUACGCAUACACAUAUGAGUGUGUUUCGUGAAGAAUCGGGAAGAAAGCAAACGUUUGUGGCGCUUUCCCUCAGAUAAGGUCAAAUAAUGUACGUAGGAAAACUCUCAGAAAUUAGUAUUUUACAGACAAUUGUUCCUUUGCACUUUUCUUUUAUAUAUAAUAUCAUUAUAGGACCAAUAACCAAUGGGUUCCAAUUUUUAUUUUCAUCUUACUGACUAGAACGUUCUAUAUAUAUAUAUCUAUACAUCUCAUUAUUUCUACAUUACGUUUAUGAAUAUCAAGUGCACAUAGAUAGACUCAAGUGUGCUCAUAUAAUUCCAAAUAUGUAAACAUGAUAUAUGUAAAUCUAGAUGUAAAUUAUGGUUUUAUUAAAUUUGUUCUUAUUGUGUUUUUGUUCUAUAUACAAGCAUCUGUACUAAAAUUGAAAUGAAAUCAUCACUUUGUUUAAAAUAAAAUUCUAAAUUUA
Molecule: messenger RNA, 1688 nt
Organism: Pseudomyrmex gracilis
Lineage: Eukaryota; Metazoa; Arthropoda; Insecta; Hymenoptera; Formicidae
Product: type 1 phosphatidylinositol 4,5-bisphosphate 4-phosphatase
Exons: 6
Coding region: 223-990 (255 amino acids)
Biological process (GO): phosphatidylinositol dephosphorylation
Cellular component (GO): plasma membrane; phagocytic vesicle membrane; lysosomal membrane
Molecular function (GO): phosphatidylinositol-4,5-bisphosphate 4-phosphatase activity
Source: RefSeq, a predicted model, not a curated record